AUGACCGGCAGUGGUAAGUCCCCCGACUCCUCACAGGGCCAGGAGCCCGAGGGUCAGCCUAGGCAGAGCGUUAGGCGGGCACGGGCACAGGCGGGCGGGAUGCCGGAGGAAGAACGUCGGGAACGGCAAGAACGCAGACGUCAAAUAAAAUUAGAGAAACGGCGCCAGGAAGAGGCGGCGAAAGCAGCCGAAGCAGAGGCAGAGGCAGCUGCUGCUGCGGCCGAGGCUGAAGCGACCGGGUCAAAUACGCAAGAAACGACGGAAGAAACGAAUGCAACUGAUCAGGAACCAGCAGAACCUGAACAGGAGCCGGUAGAGCCUGAGGCUACCCAAGAGCAGGCGACCGAGGAGGAAGCCCCGCGAGAGCGGAAGCCCUGGGAAUCAUUGAUCAUCGGUGAUUUGGGAGAGAACUUGAGCUAUAUCGAAGAAAAAGAUCGCGAAAUCGAACGACAUCGAUAUAUCGUCAACUAUUACCAAGAACAUAAUCCUCGCGCGGUCCUCCACAACCAAAGAAUUCUUGAUCAGUUGAUAAAGGAGAGGGAAGAAAUGGAGGACAAUGAAGAGAACAACUUACCCGAAGAUCAAAGGGAACGUACCAACCGCAUUGGCGAGCGUCUAGAAAUCCUUAAUUGGGCUCUCGACACUUGCCAAAACGAUGCCGAAGAAGCCAACAUCCGAGCCGCGAUUGAGGGAUACCAAUCAGGCGAAAUAAGUUACUCACUAAAUUUCACACUUAUAUACGCCGGGCGUAUCGUCGACACUUGUCCCACAUACCAAUCCUUUUGCGUAGAUAGACAAGAAAGACUAGACCUCUACCAUGAAACAUUCGGGGAAGGAUGGUUAUGGCACGAGCCGCCAUUAGCCGGUCCGCAGCACAUAGCGCUGGCGAAGAAAGGCGAAUGUCUGCAACGAGUACACCACCAACAGGACUACAACAUAGGGCACUACCCCAUAGAGCUUCAAUUUUCCGUCGACAAGAAUAAGAUAAGCAGGACGCAUAAGCCUGUGCCUUCCCGACCGAAAGACGAUGAGGUAUCGCUAACAGAUACCGAUACAUCAUGCAUCCUCACGUCGUUGUUGGAUUGCGGAGCAACCUAUCCAUUCUUGCCUGCUUACGACCUCAAGUAUUUGAACGUCGAUUUAAGAUGGUAUGCCGCGCAAGGCGUCACCAAGAUCGCGGGGAUAACCAAUGUUGCCCCGUACAGAUUCUUCGAGAUGUUCGUAUCGGUGCUUUCGAACGCCGGUGACACCUUAGUCGGCGAGGGUGACCAAGCAGUAUGGCCUGACCAGCCACGGGUCCUUGGAGGUUUCACCCCGGUCAUUAUCAACCACAACCACAGGAAUAAAUCGCAUGCCCGCGAUCGCUUGAGUGGUAUGGUGCCCUUUGAUGCGUGUUAUAUCUCUUCGGCGCCUGCAGCGUACGAGUUAUGGAUCGGAGAAGAUCGUCGAGAUGUGCUAGGCGCAAGACGCCUGCCGCCACAUUUACGGCAUAGCCAAUCGAGGUCGUUCGAAAAGAAACCGCCCGAGGAUGGCAAAAGAGACGAACUUGAAGAGCUGCGAGAAGGCCUGCAGACUCCCGACCAAGUAAUAUUCAUACACAACCUCGACAAAGAAAAAUCUGUCUUCAUCGACGCAGAUUGGCCGGGAGUAAGAGGGAAGAGCGAGCUAGCGAUCGCAGCGAGAAAAUCGUACGAACGUAUCGGGCAAAAGCCUCUAAAGAAAGCGCAGAGGAGGAUCCUCGAACCGCGAAAAGGCGGAUAUAAUAUAGAGGACUGGGAUCUUAUGUGGCGAUUUGAUUUUCUAACGAAGGACGAAUUCCUAGAUAACGAUUACAAAGAAGUAGGAGAGAUACCCAAACCAAAACGGUUACGGAGGCGUUGAAAAGUAAAAAUUUAUUGCCGAAAUAUUAGGUAGGCAGCGACUUGCAUGCCAUGUUGAGACUUUUUAUUGAAGGGAA
Hypoxylon trugodes is the source of this 1957-nucleotide messenger RNA. RefSeq lists its product as uncharacterized. Lineage: Eukaryota; Fungi; Ascomycota; Sordariomycetes; Xylariales; Hypoxylaceae. The record is from RefSeq and is a predicted model, not a curated record. The coding region runs from base 1 to 1881 and encodes 626 amino acids. The transcript is spliced from 2 exons.